UUCUGCUGGAUCGGCAAGCGCAACCUCGAAACCGCGCUCCGGUCCAGCGGCGUCGACGCCGUCGUGCGCUGGAAGGCCUACCAGCUGAACCCCAGCGCGUCCGACACGCCGUCGUCCAAGGUCGAGAUGUACAUGCGAAAGUUCGGGCGCAGCCGCGAGGAGGUGCUCCAGCUCUCCCGGAGCAUGGAGCAAAAGUUCGCGGCCGUCGGCCUGCCCCACAGUUUCACGGAGAAGGCGCUCGUGUCGAACACGCUCGACGGCCACCGCGUGCUCGCCUGGGCGGGCGCGCAGUCGCCGGCGGCGCAGGACGCGGCCGCGGAGCGGCUCUUCCGCGGCUACUUCGCCGAGGAGCGCGCGCCGAACGACGCCGCCGUGCUCGUCGAGGCCUGCGUCGAGGCCGGCAAGUCCGAGGCCGACGCGCGCGCCUUCGUCGCGGACAAGGGCGCCUUCCGCCGGGAGGUCGAGGACGAGCUCCGGGACGCGCGCGCGAAACGGAGCCUCCAGGGCGUGCCGCACUUCGUCAUCACGAAGCCCGGCCAGACCCCCGUGGAGAUCAGCGGCGCGCAGCCGCCCGCGGUCUUCGAACGGGCGCUCCGCUGA
This is a messenger RNA of Aureococcus anophagefferens, 600 nucleotides long. RefSeq lists its product as hypothetical. The record is from RefSeq and is a predicted model, not a curated record. The transcript has a single exon. Lineage: Eukaryota; Pelagophyceae; Pelagomonadales; Pelagomonadaceae. Gene Ontology annotation, molecular function: oxidoreductase activity. The annotation marks the transcript as partial.